CGCCCAUUGAGCGCUGCUGGCGCUGAGCACAGCUACUGUACGUAAGUUAGUUUAUGCUUUAGUCAGGUCGACGUGGACGUUGCUUGCUUGAUCGAUAUUGUUUUUCUCAUGUGAGGGAGCCGAUUCACAUCACAUCUUAAUCGCCGUUAGCUCACUAUCACAUUCUCCUACCACAACGAAAACGUAACGCAACACACACACAAACAUACACACUUUUUCCCCCUGCACCUCGCCAUCGGAUACACGGAGCUUGCUGCCCCCGACAAAUCUCCAGCAUGAAUUUGUCUGCAGAUGAGGCUCAGGCCGACACUGGCCAGCCGCUCACCAAAUACUACUUUGCCUAUGGUAGUAAUCUUCAUCUACAGCAGAUGAAACGAAGAUGUCCUGGAAGCAAAUUCAUCGGCUCUGGGAAGCUGGCAGAUCAUCGUUGGCAGAUCAACGAGCGUGGAUACGCCAAUGUUAUCGAGUCGCAAGGUCAUUGGGUUGAAGGCCUUGUUUAUGAGAUCAACCCCCGCGAUGAGGCUCGUCUUGAUAUCAAUGAAGGUGUUUCCAAGGACGCAUACCAAAAGAAGUACAUGGCUGUUACGCUACGGCGUGCCGAAGCCGCCUUGUAUCGCCGACCUGUGUCUUGGAUUGUCAACAAUGGUGGCCCAGACCACGCACGAGUCCUUGCCCGGCAAGGGGAAGGGCAGAGGAAGGCCAUCAACCACAAGCCGCAUUUGGAACAGAACAUCUUGGUAUACAUAAGUCCAAGAUACAUUGUCGAUAGCGAGCCAAAGGAGGAGUAUAUCAACAGAAUCAAUUCAGGCAUUGUUGAUGCCACAUCCUUAGGGGUCACCAAUGAUUAUAUCAGCAACUGUGUUCGACCUUUCAUUCCAGCACCGACUGGCCAGACCUCAGGAGACAAAGAGGCAACUGGGCCUGCGAAAGCUACCGCACCGCCGAAGCCAAAAGUUGUGAGAAAAGUUCCGAAUCCCGCAAAGAAGGUGAAGCAAGCUGCCCGCGAGGUCAAGCGAGCAACUCCUCCCAGAGGGAGAGAAUUAUCACCGCCAAACAACAGGACACCUGGCCAAAGACCCCUGCACCUUCAACCUCAGGUGGUUCAAGGUCAGCGCUUGACCAGGAACGCCGCAUCGAAUGUGCCUGAGAGGCUCGGGCGGCCUUCACAGUCACGGUCAUCAGCACCACCACUUCCCCCAAGGCCACUCGCGCCACAUUACCCCGGAAACACUCUACAGGUUCCUGUUUCUGGUCGGCGGCGACCUGCAUCAGAAGUUGGCGCCCCACCACCGCCUCUACCUCCUCGGCCAACCCGCCGAGUUCGCAGUAUACCGGUAAUCGUUACUCAUCAGGAAGGUUAUGGUGGUUAUUGGUAUCGAUAAAAGCAUUUCUAGCCCAGUUUCCUUAAAAUACCCAAAUAUGAUAUCCUUCAGACAAUAAAAGUAGCAUACAACACAAUUUCAUAAAACAAGGACUAAUAUCUUUGUCUGCUUGAUGCCGAUAUGACAGAUCCAGCUGGCCCUAAGACAUGUCAGAGCUUAAAAGGGUGUGGAGAAUACCUGUACUCACUCCUUGAACUUGAUGCUCUUGAUGAGCUUCGACUGGUUCCUUGAGAAGUUGGCGUAUUAUUCCAUAGGAAACUCAUUAUUGUUGGGCCCUGGAGCACAUCCCCACCAGAGUUGGUGACGAGAACUGUGGGUUUAACAAUUGCUUUCAGCCCGAGCUUUCUACCACCCUCGACUCUCUCGACGAAAAGCCCGGGAGCUAUAUCAAAGAGAUAUAUGACACCGCGGCGUGCUUGAGAAGCUGCCUUUGUUCCACUCAAGUCAAGAAUUGCUCCUCCAUUCGCUAGAUUCAAGCAUUGGUAAACCUCCAACCUCGUCGCAGCUGUGCGAGCAGGCCACUUCAAUGAAAAUACACUGGGCGCCAGGUGAAGCUGAUGAGCGAGAUCUGCUGCAGGUUCUACAAUGCUUCGACGAACAGAACUAUGCAGUUCAGCGGGAGGACUUUUCGGGGCAAUGAUUGAGAGUAAAGUUGUCAGAUCGUCAACAACAAAAUUCAGAAAUCUUUGCCGGCGCGUUCUGAAAGAUGGUUGGUGAGUUAAGGCAGUCAGCGUCUCGCUUCUCCAUUCCCUACAAUGAGCUGUAUCUUGUGAGAUGUCAGCAGCUUGGUAUAUAUAUCACGCCCUGGGAUUAAGACAAACCUCUUGGCAGUCGGGACAUAGUAUUCUCGAGAUCAUCAACCCAUCUCGACGUUCCGUCACCUUCCGUAUCAUCGAGAGGACAAUAAAAGGACUUUGAGAACAGAGUAACGUGG
This is a messenger RNA of Fusarium odoratissimum NRRL 54006, 2316 nucleotides long. RefSeq lists its product as uncharacterized. Gene Ontology annotation, molecular function: gamma-glutamylcyclotransferase activity. NCBI's taxonomy places the organism in Eukaryota, Fungi, Ascomycota, Sordariomycetes, Hypocreales, Nectriaceae. The transcript has 2 exons. Bases 276 to 1382 code for a protein of 368 amino acids. The record is from RefSeq and is a predicted model, not a curated record.